GUGUCGAUGAUGCUUACCUCAUGAUGCAUUCGUGGAUGCGAAUCUCUGUUGAUGAUCCAACAAUGACAAGACGUGAAAGAAUAGCCCACAUGCUAGUGGAUGUGGGUCCAUCUGUAACUAUUACCUCAUUGACGAAUUUUCUGGCUUUUCUCGUGGGUUAUUAUACCCCAACUCCAGAAAUUCAGCUAUUUUGUAUAGGCAACGCAGUGGCAAUACUAUUCGAUUACUUUUAUCAGGUAUGAUU
Molecule: messenger RNA, 244 nt
Organism: Cylicostephanus goldi
Lineage: Eukaryota; Metazoa; Nematoda; Chromadorea; Rhabditida; Strongylidae
Source: the annotation of a GenBank genome assembly